Messenger RNA from Hypoxylon trugodes, 2412 nucleotides. Its product is annotated as UDP-galactose transporter. The transcript has 4 exons. Gene Ontology annotation, cellular component: Golgi apparatus. Gene Ontology annotation, molecular function: GDP-mannose transmembrane transporter activity; antiporter activity. The coding region runs from base 592 to 1764 and encodes 390 amino acids. NCBI's taxonomy places the organism in Eukaryota, Fungi, Ascomycota, Sordariomycetes, Xylariales, Hypoxylaceae. The record is from RefSeq and is a predicted model, not a curated record.
UCCGCCUUAUUCUCCAACAUUAAAGUUUCUGCCUACGCCGUUAUCCAUGUUAUCCAUGCAACUCCCCAGUCAAAUUAGCCCACAGUCCCUCAUUAAAGAAAUAAAAUACUUCUUUAACAUAAACACGCGUCCGUGAUCAAUUUCUCACUCAAAUUUUAAAUCUUCUACUUUUUAUUCAAAGUCAAGCUUGUGCUUCAUUUCUGUCGUUACCAAAUCUUCUAUCGUUUGUUAGAAGUGAAAAGAGACGACGGAGAAAAAUACAAGAUAAAAUCAGAGAAACUUGAUUUUCUUGAUUGUCUGUCAACUUGUCGCAAUCGACGCGUUAAUCGACUCCACAGCCCAUAGCCCCGGGCGCAGCGCCGUUGCUUAACAGAUAAUCCAUAAUUUUUUUCUCUUUUCCCCUGAUUUUAGUACCUAGUUCGAUCUUACAUACAUCCCAUACUUUUCUUCGCCCUAACCCUCCAAAUCGACUUAGCCAACACCAAUAAACUACCACGUCCUCCUUUGUCUCGUCUCCCCUUUCCCUUCCUCCCCAAUCGCCGUUUUAUAUUCGAAUCGACUCAACUGCAAUAAUAUCGAAAUAUCGCAGUCAUGUCGGACAAGAAAAACGAAGAUUAUGCCAUUCGCAUGCCCGAAACGGGUCCGCGAAGCCCUUACGGCGGAGAGAAAGAUCCUUUUAUUCCGUCUCGUCCUUCUCGAGCCGCAUCUCAACAGCACCUUGCGUCGCAGAUUAACAAGAUUGAGAAUAGCCCUGCUAUCUCUAUUCUCGCCUACUGUCUAUCUUCAAUUAGUAUGACAGUUGUGAACAAAUAUGUCGUGUCGGGUUCGGAAUGGAAUUUGAACUUCUUCUACCUUGCGGUCCAGUCGAUCGUAUGUAUAGUAACAAUCGAGGCUUGCAAGCAAUUAGGUUUAAUUAAGAACCUCGCGCCGUUCGACAUCAAUAAGGGAAAACGAUGGUUCCCUAUCUCUCUCCUCCUAGUCGGUAUGAUCUACACGAGCACGAAAUCGCUACAAUACCUAUCCGUUCCUGUGUACACUAUCUUCAAGAACUUGACAAUCAUUGUCAUCGCAUAUGGUGAGGUUCUAUGGUUUGGUGGUAGUGUCACCCCUUUGGCCUUGCUAUCGUUCGGUCUUAUGGUUCUCUCUUCCGUCGUCGCCGCAUGGGCCGAUACCCGCAGUGCUAGUCAAACCGCUGAAGCUGCCGCUGCUCUCGCUACAUUGAACGCUGGCUACGCUUGGAUGGGUCUCAACGUUUUCUGCACGGCUUCCUACGUUUUGGGUAUGCGUAAGGUUAUCAAGAACAUGAACUUUAAGGAUUGGGAUACUAUGUUCUACAACAACUUCCUUACCAUCCCCGUCCUAAUCGUCUGCUCCCUUAUCGCCGAAGAUUGGUCUAGCGAGAACUUGAACAAGAACUUCCCUCCGGAAACCCGAAACGCCCUUUUCAUUGGUAUGAUCUACUCGGGUAUGGCAGCUAUCUUUAUCUCAUACUGCUCCGCUUGGUGUAUCCGUGUCACCUCUUCUACUACGUACUCCAUGGUUGGAGCUCUCAACAAGCUUCCCAUCGCCGUCAGUGGUCUCGUCUUCUUUUCCGCACCUGUCACCGUUGGUAGUGUUUCUGCCAUCUUCAUUGGUUUUGUCAGUGGUAUCGUCUAUGCUUGGGCCAAGGUGCGCCAGUCGCAAGUUGCCAAGAAUUCGCUGCCUACUACACAACCUACGAUGAGCGCAAGUUCCCAGAGCAACCGUGAUGCCGCCAACUCAUAAAUCAGAAAACAUUGUCUUUCUACGAAUCACGCGACAAUGCUUCUAAUAGCAAAAGCAUGUGGUCUACCCAUUUAGAUCAAUGGGCUUCGGAAUAGUCGGAUUCUGCGAAACGGACAAAUACCUACGCAAACGUCUAACCGAAUCGAAUCAGCCACUUCUGCUGUAUAAUAUCUAUCCAUCCCUUUCGAAUUGACGGUGUCAGAUGAAGGGGAGGAACCGUUGAGAUUUUCAGGUAUAGACUUUUUAACUUUUAUAAUGAGAAAACGGAGCUCUACGGAUAUGGGGAAAGUCAUUCAUCAUAAGUUUUUGGACGGCGCAAGAUAGGAAUGAAAGAACCUCGAUCCUCUUUGGCAUCAUUUUUGUGUUGAGGCAGCAUCAUCGUCGUCAAUGUUAAGGACGAUCAGACUCGGAAAGGUGGACGUAAAUAAAGUCUUGAUCUCGAUUAAUGCGAAUUGCGAAUUGCAUGUUGAAGUUGGUGUUGAUGGAUGGGUAGGCGAUUGAAAUGACAGACAGACAAGGCAUAUCGUAUAUGAUUGUGUGAGCUGUCUACAUAUUUGAGUAGUCAUAAUAAAGAGACCAUGAAACCUAGGCAACAUUCCCAUCCAUUAAAUGAGUCAGUAGGUCUAGAUAUGACAAUAUGUUUCUUCA